Messenger RNA from Ictalurus punctatus (channel catfish), 4924 nucleotides. It is a transcript of the gene jph1b, whose product is annotated as junctophilin 1b. The transcript is spliced from 6 exons. The coding region runs from base 284 to 2299 and encodes 671 amino acids. The record is from RefSeq and is a predicted model, not a curated record. Gene Ontology annotation, cellular component: endoplasmic reticulum membrane; junctional membrane complex; plasma membrane. Lineage: Eukaryota; Metazoa; Chordata; Actinopteri; Siluriformes; Ictaluridae.
UACUUUUGGUCUCUGCUCCGUUCUCCUCCUCUCUCGCGCUCCGGAGGGAGAGAGAGGACCAUAAAGCGACUAACGGCGCUGACAGCGCGUGCGGCCUCCGGUGUGCGCACGCGCUCCCCUCCACCGACGUCGAGCCAGAUGCGCGCGGAUACCCGACUCUCACCGUUUUCCAGGCACCGCUUUCUCAGAAUUCAUCCCUUUAUCACGAAUCCUCGCGUCUGAUCAGCCGAGCUACGACACAGCCACCGAGGCGCGCGCGGUUUGUUUUGUUGUUGGAAGCUGAAUGACGGGCGGCCGGUUCGACUUCGACGAUGGCGGAACGUACUGCGGAGGCUGGGCGGACGGCAAAGCCCACGGGCACGGCGUCUGCACCGGCCCCAAGGGCCAGGGCGAGUACUCGGGUUCGUGGCGCAACGGCUUCGAGGCGGUCGGCGUUUACACGUGGCCCAGCGGCAACACGUACCAGGGCCACUGGGCGCAGGGCAAGCGGCACGGACUCGGUGUGGAGGCCAAGGGCCGGUGGCUUUACCGGGGAGAGUGGAGCCACGGGCUGAAGGGGCGCUACGGCGUGCGCCAGAGUCUCAACACCUCCGCCAGGUACGAGGGCACGUGGAGUAACGGGCUGCAGGACGGCUACGGAGUCGAGACCUACGGGGACGGGGGUACGUUUCAGGGCCAGUGGAUGGGCGGGAUGCGUCACGGUUACGGCGUGAGACAGAGCGUGCCGUAUGGCAUGGCUGCCGUGAUCCGCUCGCCGCUGCGCACCUCCCUCGCCUCCCUGCGCAGCGAACAGAGCAACGGUUCCGUCCUGAACGAGCGCUCCUCGGACAGUCCGGCGGGGACACGCGGGGGCUUCGUCCUCAAUGUCCACAGCGACGGCGAGCUCAGCUCAGGCAGGAAGAAAGGUCUGUUCCGGCGUGGCUCACUGUUCGGCAGCCUGAGGCAGCUGAGGAAGUCGGACUCACGUUCUUCCAUCUCGAGUAAGCGUAGCUCGGCACGCAGCGACGCCGCCAUGAGCCACAUCAGCUCUAGCGACGCCAACUCCACGCUCAGCUUCGGAGAGGACGAGGACAACGCUCCGACCGAGGACAACGUUGAUGCAACCACCACCGAGUCGUACACGGGAGAGUGGAAGAACGACAAGCGCAGCGGCUUCGGCAUCAGCGAGCGCUCCAACGGCAUGAAGUACGAGGGCGAGUGGGCCAACAACAAACGCCACGGCUACGGCUGCACCGUGUUUCCCGACGGCUCCCGCGAGGAGGGCAAGUACAAGAACAACGUGCUUGUGAGGGGCAUCAAGAAGCAGCUCAUUCCGCUGAAGAACGCCAAGACCAAACAGAAGGUGGAGCGUGCUGUUGAAGGCGCAAUCAGAGCGGCCGCCAUCGCCAGGACGAAAGUGGAGAUCGCCACCUCCAGAACGGCCCACGCCAGAGCUAAAGCAGAGGCUGCAGACCAGGCAGCGCUCGCAGCAUGCCAGGAUUCAGACGUGGCUCGUACCGUGGCCCGAGAGCUUUCGCCCUCCUUCCGUCAGCCAGGCCCUGAUUACAUCAAGCAAAAGUUCUCCAGCGAACCGAUAGAGAUUAAAGAAGUCAUCGAAGAGAAAAAAGAGAAAACUCCUUCAGGAAGCCCUCAUUUCUAUCGCAAGGGCACUACGCCCCCCCAAACGCCCACCCACAGCCCGGGUCCGACUCCUCCUCCCUCACCCCCACCCAGCAAAAAGAAAUCCUUCUUCAACCGAAGCGCAUCAAAACCUACCAAAGAGAGCGUAGUGGAGAGCCUAGCGGCCAGCGUCGUCCCCAAAACCGCCCCCAGGGUGCCGGCCAAACAGGAAGUGAAGCAAGAACAGGUGUCUUCUUCUUCUCUUGCGUCCUAUAAGCCCUUGGCGCCGGUCGCCAACUCCUCAAGUCCCGGAAACGGCGCGGUCCAUUCGCAGUACCACAGCUACUUCGUGAAGGCGGAAGUGUCCAUCCCACCCGAGGAGCCGGAGGAGGAGGAGGAGGAAAAGCAAGAAAAUCAGACUGCCCUCGUCAGGGCGACACCCCCUGUCAAGCAAUAUCGUACACCUACACCCUCCCUGCCUCCCGCCAAGCUCGCCACGACCAGAGAUGUCAAGCCAGAGCCCAAGCUGAAAAAACAAGAUUCUCUGAAGCCAAAGAGUCUAUCAGAAACCAAGAAAGCAAGCAUGGAGAUAACCACGGACGUGGUUGAGGAAGAAUCAGGUCCUAACUCAAUACUGGUGGCAUUAGUGAUGCUGAUUAAUAUCGGGCUAGCCAUUAUUUUUGUCCACUUCUUGACUUGAUGCAUCAUCAAACUCAGGUUCAUUUAUGCUGCAUCUGGAGCAGCUUUUGGUCAUCCGUGGCUUUCUAAACAACUUAGCAAGCCAAGCUCUUCUGACAUGUAAUUGUGGUCCUCUGAUUGUUUCGCCUUUUCAGCGAGUUCUUCAGGACGUGCGGCGUAGGCCCCGUAAUUCUCUGCGGUUGUAUGGACGGCCUUUACAACACGCCGCUCAGACUCAGACACAGGCAAAGGACGACUGGAAUUAAGAGCGAAAAAAUGGUGGAGUGAAAAAAACGCAGAGUCCCGUAGCCGAGCCCAAGCAGGUCCCCCGCCACCCGCCCCCAACCUCCAGCCCCGCCCCAUCCUGACCGUGAUUUACGACUCGCUUGGGCUCUGUGAAAGCUGAAGCAAGCACAGUCGUUGGUAAAAGGGGGUGGGGGGGAUAAAAAUAAAAAAAUGUGCUGAGCCAAGCCGUACCCAGUGUGAAGUGCAUGGACGGCCUGUUGGAGUGUGUGUGUGUGUGUGUGUGUGUGUGUGUGUGUGUGUGUGUGUGUGUGUCGGUGAGGAGGGGAUAACUGGAUACGUUUGGCGAUGCACUUUUAAUUGACAGAAGCGAACAGCUGCCUUACAAUUUUACCCUCUGACGUUGUCGGGGGUUGGGGGGGGGGGGGUGUAUGUGUGUGUGUGUGCACGCAGUGGGAGGUGAGAGUGUGUGUGUGUGUGUGUGUGUGUGUAUGUGUAUGUGUCUUCCUUCUGAUCUAAACACCGUGCCCAUUUAAAAAAAAAAAAAAAAAGAGGCACUCGCCAGUCUUAUUGCAUUACCCGUCUCUGAAGCCUUGUGGAACACCACCUGCUCGUGUUUUUAGGAGAUUAGAGAAUGCCACGCCAGGGUGUGGUACAAAUUUAACAACUAUGUCUUCAGCGUGUUUCUGUGUGUGUGUGUAUUUCCUUUUUUUUUUUUUACUUUAAAUUGAAUAAUAAUUGUGUAUAUUUUUGUCCCCUUGCUCCGUGACCGCACGUCGGUCGGAUAACGAGCGAUGUUCUAGUUGUGGCGUGAUUAGCCGACACUUCGAGGUGAAUCUUUUUUUUUAAUCGGUUCACGUGGAAAUGAUCACGUGGACGUGAGCAGCUGUGGUGUUGAAGCUCUGUUUGUAAAAUUAGAAAGGGAUCGCUCUGAUACGCGGGUGUUGUAAAAUAGCUAUAGGAUAUUAUGCAUGGUGUUUGUUGGUUUUAUUUAUUUAGUAAUUAUUUAUUUCUUUUGGGUUAAUAGCUGGUUAUUGCACUGGAUUUUUGCACAUGUAGUGGUCCGAGCCGGCGCGGGUUCAGACGUUCUUCCCUCAUCACCCCCGUACGCCCUGAACCGUGGUGUUGAAUGAAUUCAGGAUGAGCAAGCGAAUGUAGUCAGAUGCCUUAAAGGACUUUUUAAACAGUGUUAGAGUUUACCUCGGGAAUAAAAAGUAGUGAUUUUGGAAUUUUGUCUUAAUUAAUUGGAGGUUUUAUUGAGAUAUAUUAUUAAUCUGUAGUCUAUUUAUUUAUGUGGUGGUGCAUGAAGCUGUGGUUUUAUUUUACACUAAACUGUACAUGGCACUUUUGUGUCUGUAUUUGAAUAAAAAACAUGUUUAAAAAAUAUAUAUUUUAUAUACAUAAUAUGAAUAUAUUUAGUCAGUUGUUCUAAAUGAUAUUGUUAUAUCCAGCACAUGUUUGUUUUUUUUUUUGUUUUUUUUUGGCGGACUUUCUCGUGUGCACGGUAUAAUUUGAAGGUAGAUUAUUUUUAGACACAUUAUUUAAAAGUAGGCAUGCGGCGAUAAUCAGUGAUACGAUAUACCGCGACAUUCAUCACUUGCAGUAUUAUUAGCGUGAACACACACACAUACAGUUUGGAGAUUUUUUCCCCCCUCUGCAAAAUCCUGUUUUUUUUCUUCAUCAGAUCGAUUUCUGUCCAGCGAUCUUCUUCUCAAUCAUCAUGAUAUAAAAUUGUAAUAUCGUCACAUGCCUAUUUAGAAAUGUGGUUUUGCGUUAUAGAGUGUGUGUGUACAGUAUGCGCGGGUGUUUGUGCGUGAGUGUGUGUAUGUGUAUGUGUGUGUGAGUGUGUGUGUUCGUAUAUAUUUUUGGAGCAUUUACAGAGUUUUGUUCGGAUUGUAAAAGCAUGUGAUCAGGAAAGAAGGAAUGAAGGAAGGAAAGAGAAGAGAAUCGAAUGAAAAUAUAGAGCUUUUCUUUUCUUUUAACUUUUGAUAUUUAACAUUUUUUAAUUUAUAUGCAGUGGCUGUGUAGAUGGCUGUGUUCUGUUGUUUUUAAUAUUUUUAUUUAAUCCCAAACGGAAGCAAAAAAAAAAAAACCACACAAUUAGGUCUAAAAUAAGAUCCUAAAUCACUUCAGUAUAUACUUCAUAUUUUUACGCAUUUAUACAAAGUUCAGCGAAAUUUGUCCGUAUUUUUCUAAAACAAUGAAGCGUCUAUGUUUUAAUGAAAAAAUUAUAUGACUGUAUUUGCAUUUAAUAAUAACGAGUCUUCGGAUAUAUAUUUUAAAGUUUUCCUUUUGAAGAAACAUCGAUGAACAUUUUGGUAUUGACGGUCCCAUUUUUGUUUUUUUUUUUGGAAAUUGUUUAAGUUAAAGUAUGUUACAAUAAAAAAUUGUAAAUUUUUAUGUA